AGCCUAGUUGUCUACAUCCAUGGGUUGUAGUUCAAUUGAUUAACGUAAUUACGUAGUACAUCACUACGCACGCAACGUGUCCCUGUUCUGUUGACUGGGAAGCCCCUAGCGCGGAGCUGCCAACGCCCGGCGUAAAGACACAAAUAGAGGAUACGAUCUUGAAUGAGUAGCGAAGACUGUAAAACGCAGCUAUGCAGACCAUCAAGUGUGUUGUGGUUGGGGACGGGGCUGUGGGUAAAACCUGCCUGCUCAUCUCUUACACCACAAACAAGUUUCCCUCUGAAUAUGUACCUACGGUGUUUGAUAAUUAUGCUGUAACUGUAAUGAUUGGAGGCGAGCCCUACACCCUGGGUUUGUUUGACACAGCAGGUCAGGAAGACUACGACAGGUUACGACCUCUGAGUUAUCCCCAGACAGAUGUCUUCCUCGUCUGUUUUUCCGUCGUGUCCCCCUCCUCCUUUGAAAACGUCAAAGAAAAGUGGGUUCCAGAGAUUACCCACCACUGUCCAAAGACCCCCUUCCUGCUAGUUGGGACUCAGAUUGACUUGCGGGAUGACCCAUCCACUAUAGAGAAGCUGGCCAAGAACAAGCAAAAGCCCAUCGCUCCGGAGACAGCUGAGAAGCUGGCGAGAGACCUCAAGGCUGUGAAAUACGUGGAGUGCUCAGCCCUUACGCAGAAAGGCCUAAAGAAUGUGUUUGAUGAGGCGAUAUUGGCUGCAUUGGAGCCCCCAGAGCCCAAGAAGAAACGCAAAUGUGUGCUGCUAUGAGAGGCUCCCACCUUUUUCAAAACACACACACACACACAUUACACAUACAUACAUACAUACAUACAUACAUACAUACAUCUUAAAUACAUACACAAACCCUCCCCCUCCACAGAGGACUAGAAAGAAAACAGCCUACAAAGGUUCAGAUAAUUCUCUGCAAUAAUAAGAAGCUUCACCCUAAAGUCUGAGUUUGGGACAGAAGAUCAACGUAACCUGGCCAACAGGCUGAUGUUGGCUCGGGGCAGGGUGGCAUAGUCUCGGACGGGGAUCCAGAUAUCAAGCUUACAUACAAGUAGAAUUCAUUCUGUCAAGCUUCUGAUAGAUUUUGAUUGGGCCAGUGUUGUGGCCUAAUCAUCUUUUAGAUGCCCAGCCAUUUAGAUGUCCUCAGCCAAUGUAAAGCUUUCAUGGAUAUAAGGCCAAGCCCCUUCCAGCUGUCUCAUUGGUGGCUGUUCAUGCUGCUGGUCCCGAUCCCUCAUUCUCUCUCAGCACUACCAGAAGAAAUGCUAACAAAGUAGUGUUUUGUUUCUGUUUGCCAACACCCCUUUUUCACCUCAAACACAUGACACGUCUGAGAUAUUUAUUCCAUGUUCUGGAUAGACGCGCUCGUAACCACUAAGGAAACUGUUUAGGGCUGACUCUGUAAUUCAGAGCAACAUGACUAAAACUCCACACAGCUCUCAUUGAGGAAAUCUAAUUAGUAAAUAUUGCCAUCUAGUAUCCAGUCCUCUUAGUGUGGACUUCCACAGUGCAGUCGCAGUCCAUUUGAGUGUGGUAAUCACUUGAAGAGCUAAAGGCAUCCAGUAGUAAUGGGUCCACUAGUGACUAGUCGACCAAAAGGAAUUGGCCUUUUAGAUCCAGGGAACUUAAACAGUGUUAGCAGAACAAGCGGUGUGUUCUUUAUGCGUUGCCGAGGACCAAGGGAGGGUAAAGCACGAUACUGCUUUAACAUUGUCAUCCCCUUACACUUAGAAUGGGUACAGCAGAGACAUCGGUGCAAAGCAAACGUUCCUUGGCAGCCAAAUCCUGAAAUCCAUGCUUCGACAACUGAUCAACGAACGUGAAUUUCCCCCAGAAUUCUGCUCCAGGUCAGAAUUUGGGGUCUCUUGGUGUGUUUUCUCCAGGCCGUAUGUCUGAGGUGUGAAGGGCUGUCCGCUCUGUUGUACCCGUUCAGACUGUAUGGUGCUGCAUGUAGCCGAGCCUUGGUCUCUGUUUUAAAUGAUAGGUUUAACAGAUGUAAUUAUAAUGUAAGAUGGCACAAUGUUGAUGUAGGCUCCAGGUGUUUUUACCAAAAUAUUUUUUUUUUCUUCAUAUUUUCUGUUUGUGCUGUUUUUUUUAUUUUAUAUAUAUAAAUAUAUAAAAAAGGUUACUCUCACUCCUUUUACAUUUAGGGGUCGGAACUCAUCUGAACUCUUACCUGCCAGGUAAUACCAAGAAAAGCUCUGAUUGGUUUAGUUGAAUAAAAACCUCCAAUGGCAGAGAGACUGUUUGGUAAAGAUUAUUUGUGAUUGGUUGGUCCUUGUUUUUCUUUACUGAUGGCUUAGAGUUGGGUUGAUUUCCAGCCCAAGUCAGUAUAAUUAUUAUAACCUGGUGUUGUUUUGGUGCAAAACCAAAUGCUCUGUCUAAAGUCUUUGAUCUUUGUAUAUGCAUUCUUUAAAAAAAAUAUUAAACUUAUACCUUAAUUGCCUUUA
Cottoperca gobio is the source of this 2455-nucleotide messenger RNA. RefSeq names its product cell division cycle 42 (gene cdc42). Gene Ontology annotation, biological process: small GTPase-mediated signal transduction. Gene Ontology annotation, molecular function: GTPase activity; GTP binding. Lineage: Eukaryota; Metazoa; Chordata; Actinopteri; Perciformes; Bovichtidae. The record is from RefSeq and is a predicted model, not a curated record. Bases 192 to 767 code for a protein of 191 amino acids. The transcript has 6 exons.